CGAGCGGAUUAGCCGUUGAAAUAGGGCACUGCUAGCGAAAGCUCGCGACCGCCGCAGCCUCUGGAGAAAAUGAUGCGCCGUCUUGCAAAGUUUUAACCGACUUCAGUGCCUUGAGCCUGAGGAUACUGGUAUGGUUUCCCAGGAUGGAAACGGACGACGUGUCGGUUCGAGAGCAACUUUUUCACAACCGCGUCCGGGAAACUAUAAUCUGCAUUCUCCUCUUUACAUGCCUCUAUAUGGUGUGUUACCUUGUUCUCACCCACUUCAAGAAGACUGCUGAGUUCCUCACAGAUGAUAUUGAAGAUGCUACAGUCAAUAAAAUUGCACUGUGGUUGUGCACGUUCACCCUGUCUGUCGCAGUGUGUGCUGUGCUGCUUCUCCCCAUCUCCAUUCUGUCAAAUGAAGUCCUGCUCACCUUUCCGCACAGCUACUACAUGCAGUGGCUCAAUGGAUCUCUCAUACAUGGCUUGUGGAACCUAGUCUUUCUUUUUUCCAAUUUGUCCCUGGUUUUCCUUAUGCCCUUUGCUUAUUUUUUUACCGAGUCAGAGGGAUUUGCAGGGUCCAAAAAGGGAGUAAUGGCAAGAGUGUAUGAAGCGGUUGUGUUGCUCCUGCUGCUGGCUCUGCUUGUGCUGGGCAUUGUGUGGGUGGCUUCAGCUCUCCUCCAUGACAACAUAGCUCGAAAGAGCCUCUAUGACCUGUGGGAAUAUUACCUUCCCUACCUGUACUCGGGUAUCUCUCUGUUUGGAGUGCUGAUGCUUUUGUUGUGCACCCCUUUUGGGUUAUCUCGCAUGUUCAGUGUAACGGGCAGCCUGCUAGUCAAACCACGGCUGCUGGAGGACAUAGAAGAUACUCUGAGCUGCUCCAUGUUUGAGGAAAACUCUCUUCGCAGGAAACUUAACUGUGGAAACAAGUCGUGUUGGUCUAAACUAAACAUGGAGGCUUUGAGACAGGAGUAUCAAACAGUCCGGACCAAGCGUGUAGCACUGGAGAUGCGCAGGAAAGCAUCCCCAUGGCAGCGGAACCUGGGUUACCCUCUGGUGAUGAUGGCACUCCUGGCACUGACGGUGAUGUGUGUUCUAAUGGUUUGUUUUAAUGUACUGGAGUUACUGCUGGAUGAAACGGCUUUGCCCAGAGGAAUGGAGGACCCUCAUCUGGGAAUGGCCUCUUUCUCCAUGUUUGGUUCACUAGGUGCUGCAGUUCAAGUGGUUCUCAUCCUUUACCUGAUGUUGUCCUCAGUCGUUGGUUUCUACAGUUCUUCUCUGUUCUCUGGUCUCCUUCCUCGGGCCAAAGACACCAACCUGACACAGAUAAUUGCAAAUUGUGUUUCGCUGCUUAUUCUGAGCUCAGCCCUGCCAGUCUUCUCUCGCACUCUUGGGAUCACCCGCUUUGACCUGCUGGGAGACUUUGGCCGAUACAACUGGCUGGGGAACUUCUACGUCGUCUUCCUUUACAACAUGAUGUUCGCUGGUCUCACCUCAGCGUCCCUGAUAAAGACCGUCACCUGGGCCGUGCAGAGAGAGCUCAUCCGUGCUUUUGGACUCCACAGGUUGCCUUUGACUGUGUCACGCUCCACGGUGCCCUUCAGACUCCUCCUGGCUAGUGGUCUGUCUAAAAUCCAGUGACUUUGUUAACCUCAGCACUGAGGCUUUUGACCUUUUUAAAAAGAUGAGCCAGUUUUAAUGUGCCUCUGCUGAAUCGACGGCACUGGAAGUCAGUAGAUUCUUGGCUGGCUGGCACAGGAGUUUGGACCUGGAGUCUUCGUCUGCACUCAGUCCAGUGCUUCAUGUUCUGGGUUUGAACCUUUUUUAAAGAAGGUCCAGAUUGGAGCUCCUGUUGUGGAGGUUACUGGACAAGAAAGAAAAGGCAUUCAAACCUUGUUGGUGGGUCUCGCCAUCGCUAGGACCAAUGGGGCCCCUCCAAACACCUAACAGACAUGGCCUCAUAAAGCAGUUGUUUUGUUGACACGUGUAAGUUGGCAGUUAUUUUGAAAUAUUACACUCUAGCUGUGACAUCAUUUCCUCUUUCCUUUUUUAGGUCGCCUGAACGCUUUGUCUUUGUUUUUUUUUUAAGGAGUGUGCCACCAUUUUAAGAUGUGUCUAUCUGUGAAUCUGUGGGUUACACAGGGAACACAAGAUGCAUGUAAUAGUUCUUCAUUGAGCUCCUUUUUUUAAGAGGAGCAACAAAUGUUUUCUGACGUAAUCCCCAAAAAAAACUGCUGUUUUUUGUUUAAAUAAAACAAACAAACACAGGAAUUAUUUCAGAAAAGUUCAAAAAGAAGCUUAACUAGUUAUGCUCAGUAUUUUAGAGUGUGGCGUUCAUGACACACAUUAGCAGGAACUUUUGACAAUCAAACUGUGAAUUAUAUGACCUUUUUGGGAAAGUGCAAUAUUUGAUAUAAACUUUACCAAAAAUGUUCUCAUGUCAGUCUUUUCUCUAUGUUCAGCAUCAUGGUUGUAGUCAUUUCUUGAAUAUUUCACUAAGCUGUGACUGAGGAGCCUCGUGGUAUUCACUAGUGUUUGUUUUCUGAUGGUCACACGAUUCUAUCUUAAUAUUUACUGCGUGUUGGUGAUUUAGUGUUCUUUCACUCUGCUGCUGUCCUGUCCUGCUGCUUUGACCAGCAGAGGACGGUGUUUCUUAAUUCCAACCAGUCUUUUGGUUGUGAGUUUCUAUGGUCAAAAAGUUUAUAUUUGUAUUUUAUACAAAACACAGUUUACAAAUGACUUUUUGGGGGAAUGCUAUUCUGGAUUAUUUUUUAACUGAGGUUUUCUAAUGUGGUUUUAUUGUUAUUUAUGGGCAUUUUAGGGGUCUAUACAUUACAUUUGACUUUCUCAGAGUUUUUUUUUUUUUUUUUUGUGAUGUAUUUGAGCCAAAAGAAAAGCCUUUUGUCACUUUUGUAAGUUUGUUUACUUUAAUUUGCUUCAGUGGCUCACAUUUACCUAAAUCAUUAUUUUUCUCCUCAGUUUUGUGACCUGAAAGCAAUAAAAAUAUUUAGAGUUUGUUA
Messenger RNA from Oryzias latipes (Japanese medaka), 3001 nucleotides. RefSeq names its product limb development membrane protein 1-like (gene lmbr1l). Gene Ontology annotation, cellular component: plasma membrane. NCBI's taxonomy places the organism in Eukaryota, Metazoa, Chordata, Actinopteri, Beloniformes, Adrianichthyidae. Gene Ontology annotation, molecular function: transmembrane signaling receptor activity. The record is from RefSeq and is a predicted model, not a curated record. Gene Ontology annotation, biological process: receptor-mediated endocytosis; signal transduction.